This is a messenger RNA of Dendrobium catenatum, 5139 nucleotides long. RefSeq names its product ABC transporter G family member 44-like. Gene Ontology annotation, molecular function: ATP hydrolysis activity; ABC-type transporter activity; ATP binding. Gene Ontology annotation, cellular component: membrane. NCBI's taxonomy places the organism in Eukaryota, Viridiplantae, Streptophyta, Magnoliopsida, Asparagales, Orchidaceae. The transcript has 29 exons. The record is from RefSeq and is a predicted model, not a curated record. Bases 1 to 4758 code for a protein of 1585 amino acids.
AUGGACAGAAGUCCAGCAUCAGGUAGAAAUCCGGCGACGGGUGAAAGUUUGGCGCCGGGUAGAAGUCCGGUGACAAGCAGAAGUCCGGAGAACGGUGGAAGUCCGACGUCAGGUAGAAAUUCGGAGACGGGUAAAAAUCCGGCUUCGAUCGGUGGCGGGGAGGUGGUCGAGAACGAGUCUGGUGGCAAGCGAACUCUUCAUUCUCUUCCUUCUCUUCUUGUUUUGGGCCUCCUUUCUCAAUGCGAUUCGGUGGCGGUUUACCGUCGGUUUAGGGACCGCCGCCCUUACUGGCGGCUUAUAUUUGCAAAAUCACCGGUGCAGCCGUCGUUAAAAUCCGACGGCCAAACCGCCGGUGGUGCCGCCGGUACUACCGGCGGUCCUAAAACCGCCGGUUUAGGGCAUUUUUCCUGUAGUGAAGGUGAUGAUGAGUUUGAUGAACAACUGGGUUAUGAGAUCUCAUUAUCUACUAUUCUAAGAUUCUUUUUUGGAGAGGUUUUUUCAGGCUCUAUUUAUCUGUGCUUGGAAUCGGAUACACCUGCAAUCUACUCUCGGAAGUACAUGCUGAACGAGAGAAUUUUUCAAUUCCGUAUUUUGGGUGUUGCUGACAAGACUGCAGAUCUCCUGCUACAUUCAUCAGAGGAAUUCGUUGAGGGGAAGAUGAGGGAGAAGAGCUUGAAGAGUCUUGGUGUGAGGGAGAAGAAGAUGUUAGUGGAGAGGCUUCUUCCAAGAGAUGUAGAUGAGGACAAUAACACUUUUCUUCUCAAAAUCAAAGACCGUUUUGAACGAGUUGGAAUGGAGUGGCCAACGAUUGAGGUGCGGUUUCAGGACAUUGUAGUUGAAGCACAAGUUUAUGUGGGCAACAGAAGCAUUCCUUCUUUCUUCAAUUCCUUUCUCAACUCUGCAGAGAGGUUUGCCAAUUUUUUGCACUUAAUGCCAAGCAAAAAAAAACCGUUCACCAUCCUUCAAGAUGCUAGUGGAGUUAUCAAGCCUCACAGGAUGACGCUGCUACUAGGUCCACCAGGUUCUGGGAAGACCACUCUAUUAAAAACUCUUUCUGGAAAGCUACAAUCUGAUCUAAAGGUUUCUGGGGAAGUCACUUAUAACGGCUAUCAAAUGAAUGAGUUUGUUCCUCAAAGAACUGCGGCUUAUAUAAAUCAAUAUGAUGUUCACAUUGGAGAAAUGACAGUGAGGGAAACUUUGGAGUUCUCUGCAAGGUGUCAAGGAGUUGGUUCCCGUUUUAAUAUGCUAUCUGAACUGUUGAAAAGAGAAAGUGAAGCAAAUAUCCAACCAGACCAGGAUUUAGAUGCUUUCAUGAAGGCAGUAUCAGGUGAAGGGAGGGAAACUGGAGUGAUCACAGAGUACAUAAUGAAGAUUCUAGGACUAGAUGGAUGUGCUGAUACCUUGAUUGGAAAUGAUAUGCAAAGAGGUAUCUCAGGGGGAGAAAAGAAACGUGUCACUACAGGUGAGAUGAUUGUUGGCCCAAUGAGAGCCUUAUUCAUGGAUGAGAUAUCAACCGGGUUGGACACCUCCACAACUUUCCAGAUAGUGAACUCAUUGAGGCAAUCUGUUCAGAUUCUUGGUUUAACUACAGUUGUGUCCUUACUCCAACCAGCACCAGAGACGUACGAGCUCUUUGAUGAUAUCAUACUCUUAUCAGAUGGUUAUAUAGUAUACCAAGGUCCCCUCGAGCAUGUCCUUGAGUUCUUUGAAUCCAUGGGAUUCAAAUGCCCUGAAAGAAAAAGUGUGCCCGACUUCUUGCAGGAGGUGACAUCAAGAAAAGAUCAACAACAAUAUUGGGGAAGAAAUGAAGAAUCAUACAACUAUGUUCCUGUUAGGAAAUUUGUAGAAGCGUUUCAAUCAUUCUAUGUUGGCAAAAGACUAGAAAGAGAUCUAUCUGUUCCAUAUGACAGAAGUAAGUGCCACCCUGAUGCUUUGACUACCUCAAGAUAUGGUGUUGGCAUAAUAGACCUACUCAAAGCCUGUUCUGCAAGAGAAUUACUAUUGAUCAAGAGGAACUCGUUUGUCUAUGCAUUCAGGGCAUUUCAGGUGAUGUUCGUGGCAUUAGUUAUGAUAACACUAUAUGGAAGGAAAAACAUGCACCAUAACACAGUGAACGAUGGAAUUAUUUUUAUGGGAUCCCUUUACUUGUCUAUUGCUGUUAUUAUUACAAAUGGACUUUCUGAGCUAGCUAUGACUGUCAUUAAGCUUCCUGUCUUCUUCAGGCAAAAGGAUCAUCACUUUUAUUCUUCUUGGGCUUAUGCAAUACCAACAUGGAUAUUGAAAAUACCAUUUUCAUUUCUUGAAGUAGCCAUUUGGGUGAUCAUUACUUACCAUGCUGUGGGAUUUGAUCCAAGUGCAACAAGGUUCAUAAAGCAAUACCUUCUACUUCUUCUAGUUCAUCAAAUGGCUGCAGGAAUGUUUCGCUUAGUUGCUGUGAUAGGUCGAAUCAUGGUUAUUGCUUAUGUGAUUGGAUCCUUUGUAUUUAUUGCUAACAGCGUUUUGAGCGGAUUCAUUAUUUCACAUGACGCUGUAAAGAAAUGGUGGAUAUGGGGCUAUUGGGUUUCACCUUUUAUGUAUUCACAAAAUGCUAUUUCAAUAAAUGAAUUCCAUGGGAGGAAAUGGAGUCAGAUCAUACCUGGGUCAAAUCAAACACUUGGGUUCAGUAUCUUAAAGUCUCGAGGAGUAUUUCAGGAUGAAAAUUGGUUCUGGAUUGGUGCAUCAGCUUUACUUGGAUAUGUGCUUUUAUUCAAUUUUAUUUACACCAUAUCACUUUCCUAUUUCAAACCACUUGGAAAUGUUCAGUCCACUAUAUCUGAGAAAACACUAGAGGAAAGGGAAAUAAACAGGAUGGGAAAACUUAUAGGUCUUUCAAGUGGAAUGGGAGGAUCUAAUCGCCAAUUUGCAUUCAGUAAGUAUAUUAAAUCAGAUUCAUCUGUAAGGAUUGGAAUGGUGCUUCCAUUUAUACCACUUUAUAUAACCUUUGACAAUAUAAGAUACUCAGUAGACAUGCCAAAGGAAAAGAAGACACGAGACAAAUUGGUUAUUCUAAAUGGUGUGAGUGGAUAUUUUAGACCAGGAGUGCUUACAGCACUAAUGGGUGUUAGUGGUGCAGGAAAAACUACUCUGAUGGAUGUACUUGCAGGGAGAAAAACUGGAGGAUAUAUUGAGGGAAACAUUACCAUAUCUGGCUAUCCAAAGAAGAAAGAAACAUUUGCUCGAAUGUUAGGAUAUUGUGAACAAAAUGAUAUCCACUCUCCAAAUGUGACAGUCUAUGAAUCUCUUAUUUUUUCGGCGUGGCUAAGAUUACCAGUUGAAGUUGAUUCUUUAACAAAAAAGAUGUUCAUCGAAGAGAUAAUGGAGCUUGUAGAGUUAACAUCUAUAAGAGAAACAGUGGUUGGCCUUCCAGGUGUGAAUGGGUUAUCAACUGAGCAGCGUAAACGGCUAACUAUUGCCGUUGAGUUGGUUUCUAACCCUUCCAUAAUAUUUAUGGAUGAGCCUACCUCUGGACUUGAUGCUAGAUCAGCAUCUAUUGUUAUGAGAACUGUAAGAAAUAUAGUGGAAACCAAGAGGACAAUAGUGUGCACAAUCCAUCAACCUAGCAUUGACAUUUUUGAAUCAUUUGACGAGCUCCUUUUGUUGAAAUUGGGAGGAAAACAAAUAUAUUUUGGGCCUUUGGGUCACCAUUCCUUUAACCUCAUUAGUUAUUUUGAGGGGAUUGAAGGAAUCCGAAAAAUAAGAGAUGGCUAUAAUCCUGCAACAUGGAUGUUAGAAGUAACCACAACAGCUCAGGAACAUAUAUUAGAAGCUGAUUUUAGUGAGAUAUACAAGAACUCAGAAUUGCAUGAGAAGAAUAAAGCAAUUAUUGCAGAAUUAAGCAUACCACCUCCUGGAUCUGAUGAUCUUCAUUUUUCAACACAAUACCCACAAAUGUUUCAUACCCAAUGCAUUGCUUGUCUCUGGAAGCAACACUUGUCAUAUUGGAGGAAUCCUCCCUAUACCGCUCUGAGGUUUCUCUUCACAAUUUUGAUAGCCUUGUUAUUCGGGACAAUAUUCUGGGAUCUUGGCAGUAAAAGGUCAAAGCAACAAGAUUUGAUCAAUGCAAUGGGCUCCAUGUACUGUGCUGCUUUAUUUUUAGGAGUCUUCCAUUCUAAUGGGGUUCAACCAACUGUGGUUGUUGAGCGAAAGGUCUUCUAUAGAGAGAGAGCAAGUGGAAUGUAUUCAGCAAUGCCAUAUGCAUUUGGACAAGUUGUAGUUGAGCAACCUUACCUCUUGACUCAAUCACUAUUAUAUACAGUCAUAGUUUUUUUAAUGAUCGGAUUUGAAUGGACAGCAGCAAAAGUUUUUUGGUACAUGUUCUUCACUUAUUCGACUUUGUCUUACUAUACAUACUAUGGCAUGAUGACCGUCGGUUUAACCCCCAACCAAAGCAUAGCAGCAAUAGUAGCUGCAGCAUUUUAUAGCAUUUGGAAUAUUUUUUCUGGGUUUCUCAUCCCAAGGACGAGAAUGCCUAUGUGGUGUAAAUGGUACUACUGGGCAUGUCCGUUAGCAUGGACACUCUACGGAUUGAUUUCUUCUCAAUAUGGUGAUGAUAACAAUUUGCUUGACACAAACGAAACUGUGGCUGAAUUUGUUAAGAGCUACUUUGGAUACAGGCAUGAUUACCUAGGGGUUGUUGCAGUUGUUGUCAUAUUAUUUGCAAGUUUCUUUGCUAUUAUGUUCGGAGUUGCAAUCAAAUUUCUGAACUAUCAAACAAAAUAAGUUUCUUACAUUACAUGUAAAAUGAAUCUACAUGCAAUUUAAGUAUUGAAUCCUUAUUUAUAUAGGAACCACUAUUAAAUCUCCUCUAUUAUGACAUGUUCUUUUUCUAUGUAGUUUGAUUAAUUUAGAAGAAAAAAACGUUUCACCAAGUAAUCUAUUUGUUUAUGCUUAAAAAUGCAUUAGUUACUACAAUGCAUCAAAUUGAGUUUCAUUUUACCUACUUUGCAAGCUUGGAAUAUAAUGAAGCCCAUACAUUAUUCCUCUCUCAUCAGGGCUUAGUGUGCAGAAGACAUUUGCAUUUUAAGUCUUAUAGGAGUUGUAUUAGCAAUCAUGAGUUGCCUUUUAAAGGAGAACUUAGAGACCAUAGGUAGAAGAUAGUGC